GACGGAGAGCUGCUGUCUGCCUCCUCUCCGGCGGUGCUGCCUCCCUGUCGCUGCAGUGCUUUGCUGCUCUCCUCUCUCUCUCUCCUUCUUUCUCCCUUUCUUUUCUUGCUUUCGUACCAAGCGCCUCGCUUCUUCCUCUUUCUCACCCGUCUCUCCCACAUCUCUCUCCUCCUCCCUGCGGAUGCCUCAGCCUCGCACCCCCGCCCCAGCAUCCCGGCAAAUGGUCGAUCCAUCCCCGGCAACUCUGGACGCAGGACGCAGCGAAAAGGCGCACAGCUCCGUUUCUGAUCUGAUCUGAGCACACUGCGGAUUGACUUGAAAGAGGGGCGGACCAGGGACAGUAGGGAAACGAGGAGAAGCCUAACAGUGGCCGGGAUCUCAUUUCGUGCUGUCUAGCCUGUGUGCUGUCGGUCAAGAUUUCCCCUUGGCCUGAUUUGGAGAAGCAAUGCCAGUGCCAGAGCAGCCUGCAGAGCAGGAGAAGGGGGCCAUGGUCCCCCCUGUGAUGCCGGCCUCCAAUGGAGAGAGAUCUGAGACAGAGACGACCUCCUCCAUCCUCGCCUCUGUCAAAGAGCAGGAGCUUCAGUUUGAACGUCUGACCAGAGAACUGGAGGCUGAACGUCAGAUUGUUGCCACCCAGCUGGAGAGAUGCAAGUUGGGAUCAGAGGCAGGCAGCAUGAGCAGCAUCAGUUCAGCAGAUGAACAGUUUCGCUGGAACUCCCAAGCAGAUGGACAGAAGGAUAUUGAAGAUGAGCUAACCACAGGCUUGGAGUUGGUGGAUUCCUGCAUUCGCUCUCUUCAGGAAUCAGGAAUACUUGACAGCGGAGAACGACCAGCUCUUCUUUCCCAGAGUUCCUUGCAGCUCAACUCCACCCCGGAGGCUUCGCUCCAGUACUCUGCCAGCUACCAUAGCAACCAGACCCUCGCCCUUAGCGACAGCAUCUCUGCAGCAACUCCUCAGCGUAGCGGGCAGGUUGGAGGAGCCGUGCACAGCUACAACCAGGUGACAUCUAGUCGUGCAGCCCAGCAGCAACAAUCACAAACUGGGGCAGGGUCAGGUAUCUACUAUUCCAGCUCCACCCUGCCCGCCCAGCGUGUCAGCUCCCCUUUGUCUGGAGGAGGCUCAGGGUCCGGCUCUCCCAGUAAACUCCAGCGCCUGGGAUCAGCCUCCGACACUCCGGGGUACUCCACCACUCAGCGCCUGCCCUCCUCUUCCUCCUCCUCUUCUCCCAGCAAACAGUCUCCUGCUAAUCGGCUGGCCAAAUCAUACAGCACCACAGUUGCUGUGACAACAGCAGGAGGGGGCGGGUCUCCCCUGAGGGUGGCAUCACCACCCAACUCGACAGCGGCAGGGGGAGGGGCCAGUUCAUCAUCGUCCCCUCUUCACCAGAUGAGUUCGGGCAUAGGGAGCUAUGCCACUCUGUCUCCCAAACGACUGGCGGCUCAUCACGCUUCUGAUCAGUACAAGAUCUCCCACGAGCUGUACGCUACUGCUACACUGCAAAGGCCUGGAAGUCUAGCAGGCUCUCGUGGCUCCUACAGCAGUCAGCACAGUCAAGAGCCCCUGCGGCCCUUGGGAUCCCCAGAACACCACAUAGAUCCCAUCUAUGAAGAGCGCGUCUACCACAGCAAGGGCCCCAUGAGGAGCCUCAGCCAGAGCCAGGGGCCGGACACAGGCCCCUACCGCAACAACACUGACCUGACCAUGCGUGUCCAUGACCAGGUCCAUGACCUAAGUUAUGUCCUCUGUCCCUACUUUCCCACCAUAGCUCCCUCCUCCCCUGGUGUCGACUCCGCCCCUUUGCAGCGCACAGGAAGCCACGGCACCGGGACAGGAAACUACAGCCGUGGCGGGACCAACAACUAUGCCACAGUGGGUCCAGGCUACACCUCGAGUGGAGGCGGCGGAGGGGGAAACGUUUAUGGCUCGGAUCCCUAUGUGGCAGACCCUUACCGUACCCUGCAGUACUGCCCCUCGGUGGUGGAAUCUCCCUACAGCAAGUCUGGACCAGCCCUGCCACCCGAAGGCAGCCUGCAGCGUUCACCUUCCAUCGACUCUAUCCAGAAAGAUCCCAGAGAGUUUGGGUGGAGAGAUCCGGAGCUGCCAGAGGUGAUCCAGAUGUUACAGCACCAGUUCCCAUCGGUGCAGUCCAACGCUGCAGCUUACCUACAGCAUCUCUGCUUCGGAGACAACAAGAUCAAAGCUGAGAUCCGUAGACAGGGAGGCAUCCAGCUGCUGGUUGACCUGCUUGACCACAGGAUGACUGAGGUUCACCGCAGUGCCUGUGGCGCCUUGAGGAACCUGGUGUAUGGCAAGGCCAACGAUGAGAACAAAGUGACCCUGAAGAACUGUGGAGGGAUUCCCGCAUUGGUUCGUCUGCUGAGGAAGACUGGAGAUGUGGAAAUCCGAGAGCUGGUCACAGGUGUGUUGUGGAACCUGUCGUCAUGUGAUGCACUGAAGAUGCCAAUCAUCCAGGAUGCUCUGGCCGUUCUGACCAAUAGCGUCAUCAUACCCCACUCUAACUGGGAUUCCUCCCCCAAUCACCACGAUGACCGCAAGCUCCACCUUCAUACCUCCCAGGUGCUGCGCAACGCUACAGGCUGUCUCAGGAAUGUAAGCUCAGCAGGUGAGGAGGCAAGGCGAAGGAUGAGGGAGUGUGACGGCCUGACAGAUGCUCUGCUGUACGUUAUCCAGACCUCUCUGGGCAGCAGUGAGAUCGACAGCAAGACUGUAGAGAACUGCGUUUGCAUCCUGAGGAAUCUGUCAUACCGACUGGCUGCUGAGACAUCCCACGGCCAGCAGGGGGGGUUGGAGGAGCUGGAUGGCUUGCUUUGUGACGCCAACGGCCGCGAGGGAGAGAGCUCCGGCUGCUGGGGCAAGAAGAAGAAGAAAAAGAAGGGAGGGGACCAGUGGGAUGGCGUGGGCCCCUUUCCAGACACAGCAGAGCCCCCCAAAGGGGUUCAGAUGCUGUGGCACCCCACCAUCGUCAAGCCCUACCUCACUCUGCUGUCUGAAUGCUCGAAUCCUGACACACUGGAGGGUGCAGCUGGGGCUUUGCAGAACCUGGCUGCAGGCAGCUGGAAGUGGUCAGUGUACAUUCGAGCUGCUGUCCGUAAGGAGAAAGGCCUUCCCAUCCUGGUGGAGUUACUGAGGAUAGACAAUGACAAAGUAGUGUGUGCUGUCGCCACUGCUCUCAGAAAUAUGGCUUUGGACAUAAGGAACAAGGAACUCAUUGGUAAAUAUGCCAUGAGAGAUUUGAUCCAUCGGUUACCAGGCAGCAGUAGCAGCAGCAACAAUAACGCCACCAGCAGUGGGAACUCUGGGACCACAGGCCCUCCCAGCAAGGCCAUGUCAGACGAUACGGUAACUGCCAUCUGCUGUGCGCUGCAUGAAGUCAUCACCAAAAAUAUGGAGAAUGCAAAAGCUCUACGUGAUGCUGGUGGCAUCGAAAAACUCAUUGGCAUCGCCCGCAGCAAAGGAGACAAGCACUCAGCAAAGGUGGUAAAGGCAGCCUCUCAAGUCCUCAGCAGUAUGUGGCAGUACAGAGACCUGCGCUCCCUCUACAAGAAGGAUGGUUACUCCCAGUAUCACUUUGUUGGCUCUGCUUCAACAAUAGAAAGAGACAGACAGAGGCCAUACUCCUCCUCACGAACUCCCUCUGUGUCUCCUGUCAGGACUUCACCAAAUAACCGCUCAGCGAGCGCUCCAGCCUCCCCCAGAGAGAUGAUGAGUCUGAAGGAACGCAAGAUGGACUAUGAUUCCACGGCAACCAACGCUGGUUUCCAUAGCAACAAAGGAGAGCACACAUCCCGGAAAGACGGCAUGGCAGUCCAAGUGUCCUGUGGGACUUCUACGUUGUUCCGGAACUCCUACCUGACUGCCAGCGAUGAUAUUAAGCAAAACCAGGGUCCAGUCCAGCCCUGCGUCCUGCCCCCCCAGCCCCAGCAGGACAGCCCGUCAGCAGCCGUGCUAAAAGACUACGACCCCUACCCUCCCCCUCCUUCCUUCCCUCAGCCUCAGCCGCCGCAGCCUCCGCCUCACAGCCAGAGUCGAAGCUUCGAUGAGGCUUACUACGAGGACCAGGGACCACCACCUCCACCUUCCCAAUCACAGCCUCAGGUCCAGGCACAGGCCCAGCCUCAGGCCCAACCCCAGCAGCCUCCAAGCGCAACCGGACCACCCCGGGACCCGCGGGAAGAUCUGCGUAUGCAUCUGGGCCUGAAGUCCACCGGCAACUACGUAGACUUCUACUCGGCCUCUCGGCCGUACAGCGAACUAAACUACGAGACCAGCCACUACCCGGCCUCACCCGACUCCUGGGUCUAGUUAGACUAUAGUGAUGGGGGGGGGGCAAUAGAGAGUCUGUGUGUGCUUGUGUGAAAGGGAUUAUUUUUGCAACAGCAGAUUAACACAAGGUAACUAUAAGUGGCAUUUUGAAAAGGGACCUUGUAGCCAGUGGCAGGAAAUACGCGUUCUCUAAAAUAAGCAGGAAGACAGAGCCAGAUGGAUUAAAGACAUGAAGUCAGGUCGAGUGACGAAGAAAGACUGUGCAUGUGCAUGCGAACAUUUUCCUUUUUUUUUUCAGACCACUUUAUUUCUUUAAAGUCAGCUCCAUUUCACCGUUGAGUGGAGCUAGUUGAAGUAGAUAUGAAGAAGUGUGUUUGACAGGGUAAGCAAAGAGUGGGGAAAGGAAUAUGAAAUGAGAGAAAAUGACCAGGUGGAGAGAGUAUGCAGAUACCUAUAGGGGAGGAAAGGUAGAUAAUGGGGAGUAGAUGAGGGAGAGCCUUUACUCUGUAGGAGCAGAAAGUGACCUGACCUUCUGUCGACGUCAAAGAGAGGAAGAGAGGGAUGAGAGUCAAAGAUGGCAUGAAGGUUCUUGAGGAGGUCAGGAAGAAUAAAAGAAAAGAGAAAGAUGAAAGCACAUCAGGCACAAGGCAAGAAGUGGAUGUUUACCAUUUCACCCAAGUGACAAACGUAGCACUGCUUUUAUCCCCCCUUUUUGUUGCAAUGGCCUUGCUGCCUCCAGAGGCUUCUGAAUUUGUUUUCAAGGAAUGUCAUGUUCCAAGAGACUUCUUUUUUGUCAUCAUUCUUUUACAUCUUUUUUAUUUGUACUUUUCUAAAUUUUCACUUUAAAAAAGCAUUUUUAUUUUCUGUGUACAGUUCAAAGGUGAUAUAGUGUGUAUAUUACACGUUUUUGAUGGGCCACUUAUGAAAACAUGGUUUAUUUUCCACGACUGACAACUGACUGAAACAACAAAAGCAACAAAAACAAGUGAAACGUGAAACACAAGAAUCAGAAAAGACAGACAACAUCAGGAUGACUGUCAGCGGACACUUUUGUUUCUGUCCCUUUCCCAGCCAGAGAGGAAGCCCUGCAAUAUUUGUGUUUUUCUCUCUCCAUCAAGUGAAUUUCAUUGUGGACUUGAUCAAACGUGAAGAGCAGUUCAAGGCUGCCGGGCCAUCAGAUUGGCAGGUCAGCAUCGCUCCCGAUUCCCCGUCAACAAAAGUGCUUUUUCACUGCCUAAGAAAUAUGUGUAUGUUUAAAGCACACUCUCUGUCUUUGGAAAGGGUUGUCUUUUCUCUCUGAUAUGUUUGACAGUGUCAACUUUCAGUGGUUUCUCAUCAUCACUUGUGCAUAAAGACUGGUCUGUUCAACAAAAGCCACCAUGAAUAUUGUACAUGUCAGUGUACAGUAGAGAAAAAGAGAGACUUGACAUUGUGCCAAACUUUGACACAUCGUGGACCAGUCCUAGAGGACUUUAAAGGGAAAUUUUGUCGAAGUUUACAGACAAUGACUGGAUGACUCCCUCUGCUGUUUGUAACUUUUAUUUUCUUGUGUUUUGAUCAGGUGAAGCCGUACUUAUUGCUGGCGAUCAUGGGUAACGUCUCACUCCCAUAGAUGUACAGACCUGCCUCUCUGUGUUGGCUGAGCGAGCGUGUGGGGGUGUGUGUAUGUGGACACGUGUGCGUGUGUGUGUGUGUGUGUGUGUGUGUGUGUGUGUGUGUGCGUGUGCGCGCGUGUUUGUGUAGAUGUGCAUGUAUGUGACAGAAUGUGUGGCCUGUGUGUGUACACGUAAACUUGAGCGAGCGUAUCUAUGCAUGCAUGUGUGUAGUAGUGUGUGUAUGCCUCUGUUGUGUGUAUGUGUGUGAGCAUUCCUGUAUAAAUCAAUGUCCAAACAAGGCAUUCCUACUGACAGUUUGUCCAGUUUUACAACAUGAAAAACCAAGGUAAAAAUCACUAGAAUGAAUUGUUGAUAUAGAAUGACAAAUCUAUAAAUAUAUGAAUAUAGAUAUAAAUAUAUAUAUAUAAUUUUUAUGUGCUGAUGUCAGUGUCACUAAAUGCAACAAAUGUUCGCAGAGAAAAAAUGAUUAUGUGGUGUACAACAGGACUCUUGUUCACUUGACCUAAACAUGGAAACUGCUGAUCGGGACCCCCCUCCCCCCCCCCCCCCCCCCCCCCCCACCCCAAUUGAGACAAAAGAGAAACCCCACCUGAAGAUGCUCAGGCUCUGGUGCGAGUUGUGUGUUAUUGUGUGUCCAUGCUUCUUAGAUGACCCUGCUGAGAGAGGACCGUACUUGAACACAAGGAAAAAUAAAAAGACUCUUUGCAAUCAAA
This is a messenger RNA of Acanthochromis polyacanthus (spiny chromis), 6614 nucleotides long. RefSeq names its product catenin (cadherin-associated protein), delta 2a (gene ctnnd2a). Gene Ontology annotation, cellular component: plasma membrane; adherens junction; nucleus. The coding region runs from base 446 to 4324 and encodes 1292 amino acids. NCBI's taxonomy places the organism in Eukaryota, Metazoa, Chordata, Actinopteri, Pomacentridae. Gene Ontology annotation, biological process: cell-cell junction assembly; cell-cell adhesion; dendritic spine morphogenesis. Gene Ontology annotation, molecular function: cadherin binding. The record is from RefSeq and is a predicted model, not a curated record. The transcript is spliced from 26 exons.